UUAGGUAUCAAAGUGAUACUCUAUCUAUCCUUUCAAAAGCCUAAUACCUCUCCGAUACUUGCUCUCUUAAUCGCCGCCGGAGGUCCACACCCGCCGGAUUCCCGGACGUUUUCUCCGGCUAACUCUAUUGCGGCCAUCCAAGGUCAAGCCCAGUUUUUUCUUGUGCUUAUUGUCUUUUUGGAAGCUUACUUUUUGUUCUGAUUGGGUAAAAACUGCCUUUGGUCUUGUAAAAUUAUAUAUCUGGAGUAGUACCCUGUUGCUCUCCUUUUCGUCUUCCUCAGACUCACUUCAUCAUCGCUGACUUUGUUAGACACCACCGGAAAAGAUAGUCUACAGAAUUCGCCCCAGCAUACCUCUGACAGUUCUCUACCCAAACGUUGUUGCCAUAUUACCAAGUUUCUCCGAGUUUUCAACGGCUACUGGGCUAAAACUGGUUUCGGGAUUUCUUACCAGGGUUGUUCGUACAGUCUGCAAUUGCUACUACCAUCGAUUCGUCAACUCAAUUUGGUUUGAAUUUGUUGCACAGUUCAAAGUCCGGGGUAGAAAAUGGAUAUUGAAGUUGAUCAUUAUGCUGCUUUGGGUUUACCCUCUGGUGAGGAAGGGGCCCAACUUUCUGAGAAAGACAUAUCUAAAGCCUAUAAGAAGAAAGCAUUAGAGUUGCAUCCAGACAAGAGGCGUGAUGACCCAAAUGCUCACUUGAACUUUCAAAAGCUGAAAACUUCAUACGAGAUUCUCAAGGAUGAGAAAGCUAGGAAGCUAUUUGAUGAUCUACUUCGUGUGAAACGUGAGAAGAUCCAACGCCAAUCACAACACGAUUCAAAGCGUAGAAAGAUGAUGUCAGAUCUCGAUGCAAGAGAGCGUGCUGCUUUUUCACCUGAUGCAAGUGUUCUAGCUCGAGAUGAGGAGGAACGAAUUGCUAGAAAACUUAAGGAGGAAAUUGCUCGAAUUCGUGCAAUGCAUUCAAAGAAAGUGUUUACUCCUAUAGAUCCUUUACAGAAAGAGGCACAUGCUAGAGCUAAGGAGAGUAGUACAGAAGGCAAUGGGAGUAGUGUAGACAGGGAAAAGGUGCUUAAGGUAUCUUGGGAGAAGAUCGGUGAAGACUAUACUGCCCAAAGACUAAGAGAGUUGUUUAGUGAGUUUGGUGAGGUUGAAGAUGUAGUAAUCAAGAGUUCUAAGAAGAAAGGCUCUGCUCUUGUUGUCAUGUCAUCUAAAGACGCAGCUAGAGCUUCUUGUGGAAAUGUCUUGGGGGAUCUAUCAAAUCCUCUCUUAAUUGUGCCUCUCCAACCUCCAAUGCCAUCUCCGUUUCCUAACGCUGAGAAAAAUGGAGAAUCUGAGGGCCCGAGUUUGAGUAAUCUUGUAGGUGCUGGAUACCAGAAAUUUGAAGACUCAGUAUUGGAAAAAAUGAGGAAGGCUGCUCAAAGGAAGAAAUAGCAUGCAGAAGCUUCAUCCUGUUCAAGUGCUGAGAUGAUGGCAUCUCUAGGUUGCCACAGAUAAAGAAGAAGACAGAAUUUAAUACAGGUUCGUUGUCUGACAUGUACUUCUGGCACAAGAUAGGGCAGAGGAGAGAUUCAUCUAAAUUGUUCAAUGCCUGGUAUUCUGUACAUGGUGUUUGCAAUAUGAAUCACUCGAGUGUGCCAUGGAUUCAUUUAUAUUUUUCAGAAAACUUGCAAUAUGCCAAGAUGAUGGAUACAUACUAAAGUGGGGUGUUUAAGUCAUCAUUGUAUUGUAUAUUAGACAGCUUUUGGAUUCUGCUAUGUGUUUAGCAGUGUUGUGUAGGUGGAUCAUCGCCACUUAUUCUUUUUUAGUUCGAUGAAAAUGAUUUCUUGAUCUGCCUACGCUA
Messenger RNA from Solanum tuberosum (potato), 1840 nucleotides. RefSeq names its product dnaJ homolog subfamily C member 17. Lineage: Eukaryota; Viridiplantae; Streptophyta; Magnoliopsida; Solanales; Solanaceae. The record is from RefSeq and is a predicted model, not a curated record. Bases 547 to 1431 code for a protein of 294 amino acids. The transcript is spliced from 6 exons. Gene Ontology annotation, molecular function: RNA binding.